Messenger RNA from Engraulis encrasicolus (European anchovy), 2823 nucleotides. RefSeq names its product family with sequence similarity 149 member B1 (gene fam149b1). The transcript has 15 exons. The record is from RefSeq and is a predicted model, not a curated record. Lineage: Eukaryota; Metazoa; Chordata; Actinopteri; Clupeiformes; Engraulidae. Gene Ontology annotation, biological process: cilium assembly; protein localization to cilium. Bases 511 to 2577 code for a protein of 688 amino acids.
UAUUAUUGUUGUAGCGCUAAUGUUUGCUCCUCCACACCACUAUGUGCAUGGAGCGGUGAUGGGGCUUUAAUCACAAAUGUAGCUGGGUAUGUCAUCGGAUUUUAUGUCUCAUCCGUUGUUCAAAAAUGCAGCUGAAUGUUUGUCAAGUGUCACGGAAUAGUGGGGGCUGAUGUAGCAAAUAGCUAAUGUUAGCCAGGGAGUCAGCCCUAGAUUCUACCCCCGACUGACUGACCUACCUACUACAGGCUAUCUUGUGUCCAUAAAGCAACGUUAGUUUGAUAGUAGCCUGUGGUGGGCAGUUUGCAAAGUUUGUUCUGCACCUUCAAUUUGCCAUCGGAAAGGACCAUCUGAAUGUACCCUGUCGCCAGGAGCUAGCCCAGAUACCCUGGAAACUAUGGCAGAUGUCUGGAGGAGGAGGCGACUGUCUCGGGGAGAAGUAACGUUGGUGCAUGGGGAUUCAAGCGCAUAAGACCAGCAGGUGGUAAUGGACCUGUGAACACUCCUAACAGAAUGAUUUCGCGGUACACAAGAAGGCCCGUAUCGCAUAAUCUGCAAAUCCGAGGGCUGUCCCGGAGCAGUCUGGACCAUCACCCCCCACCAGAGGAGGCCGAGGACGAUGACGGCCUACCUCAACCAUCCUUACACGACCUGCAUGAGGCUGUCUCCACAUACAACAGCUCUGGGACGUCUGUGGUGUCGGAGAGGUCAGGAUGUCAGACGGUGACCACGGGUGACACGGGCCGCUCCUGGUCCGGCAUCCACAGCUACGCGGGCACCGGCAUCUCCACCGAGCGCAGCUCAGUCUUCUCCUGGGGAUACGAUGAGUUUGACAAGGCUGCGUCUCGUCAGGUGCAGCAGAUGUUUGAGGAGAUCGACGAGCAGCUGUAUGAGGGGCGGGGCCGAGCAGACGAGGGGCGAGGCAGAGCAGCGGCACGCGGCCUUCAGGAGGAGUGUAGCCAGUGGGCCUCGCGCUUCCCACACCUCAGGAUUCUGGGUCGUCAGCUGGUUUGCCCCACGGAUGACGGGUUCCAGUGGUACGCCACCGAGUCUGGGAAAGGGGACGACACCGAGCAGCAAACACGGCCGGCCAGCAAAGACACCAAGGAAAAGCCCAGCUCUGAUCUGUGUGUGCAGGGUCGCAGGGCGGUGCUGAGCAGGUCGUGUGUGGAGCUGGUGUGUCCCUCGGAGGCGUCAGUUGAUCGCCAUGGAAACGCGGAGCAGGAUCAGGAGGCGGAGUCAGCCAGCAGGGUCAUCGAGGAGGAGGGGCUUAUGGAGGAAUACCUGGCCUACGACUGCAGAGACCUAGAGGAAGAGUGGGUGCGUGAGUGUGUGGCCAGCAGGAGGAGGCGGUGCCUGCCGCCGGUCUCGCCCUAUCGCUGUCGUCGGGAGGCGGUGCUUGACCUGCUCUUCGACGACGUGUGGCGGCAGCUGGUUGGCUGGAUGGAGGACCUGGUGCGCCGCCAUUGGGAGGGAGACGUGUGCGUGUUAGACGAUGAGAAGACAGCCGGAGUUCUAAGCCCCACCCAGCCGGACUCCCAGAAUCCCUUUCUGCUCUUGUCGUCCCUCCCCACGGUGCUGCCUCGCCUGGGCCACGGACGCCACCCCCAGCUCACCGCCGGCCUGCAGCCCCAGUCCAGCAGGGUUCCAGUAGGUGCCUCAGUAACCCAUGGCAACCUGAAUGACCUCAUCAUGAUCCACGGCAUUCCGCUGCAGCAGAGGAACGUGGGAGUUCUGGACCGAGUUGCCCAGGAGUGUGAGGAGCGUGGCGUGUACCUGCGUCCCGGCUCCAGUGCCUUGCCGUCAGGUAAGCCGCGUGCUCGUCGGCCCCUGGAGCAGAGCUCGUCCUCGCUGUUCCGGCCGCCCCAGUCGGCGCGGCGACGCAACCCUCCCCCGCGCACACUCAUGCCCCUCGCCGCCGGCCCCGGAACCGGCCCGGGUCUGGCCCAGUCCAGCGUCGCCGGAUCCAUGGAGGAGGUCAUACGCGGGACACGACUGACCACAGCCAGUGAUCGUCUGACGUCGCCCCCGAUGCCCCUCAGCAGAAACACACUCCUCCCCCCCAUCGGCACCUGCGACGCAGAACACACACACACCCUGCACGCAAGACACACACAGAGGCAGAGGGGUUGUUCUAGUCGUGCCCACAGUGCGGUGACAGAGGAGGCCGCCAGCAUGCCGCCCAGAGACCGACUACACCUACUGGACUACUUCUCAAGGCCCAACACCACACACACCUUCAGGUCAGAUACUCCGUAUCGGCGCUCCUUCACAGUUCUGGACAGCAGCGGGCAGCAGGGCCGGCCGGGCAGGGCGUCAGUUGGCACAGACUCGCUGGGUAUCGGUGUGACGGGCAUCAGUCUGGGCAUCAGUAGCUCCUCCUUCCUGGACUCCUUUACGCAUCACCCCCAUAGCCACUCCCCCAUCGAGGACGAGGACGAGGAGCUGGACGCACUUACCCCACCACCCCCCGCGCUGCUGGUUCCAGUCUCUGUCCCUGCGGCACGCUCCCAUGGCAGAGGAGGAGGAGGAGGAGGGGGAGGGGGCGGGGCAGCCCGCAGCAGCCGACCUGGACUUUAACACACACACACACACACGUACGCACACACACACACACACACACACACACACUAUACAAAGACACACAUACGCGCGCUACACACACACACAAUCAAAUUGCUCAUUACACACACACACACACACACAGACACACAGACACACACACACACACUCUUCUUCUCCACCACCCUCAGCGUUGAGAUACGUAGCAGAGGACUGGAGAGUCACCUCGCAGUGGACAAGACACUUAACAACACAGCAGCAGGA